Molecule: messenger RNA, 4374 nt
Organism: Hansenula anomala
Lineage: Eukaryota; Fungi; Ascomycota; Saccharomycetes; Phaffomycetales; Wickerhamomycetaceae
Gene: RPO31
Product: DNA-directed RNA polymerase III core subunit RPO31
Exons: 1
Coding region: 1-4374 (1457 amino acids)
Biological process (GO): DNA-templated transcription
Molecular function (GO): DNA-directed RNA polymerase activity; DNA binding
Source: RefSeq, a predicted model, not a curated record
AUGAAGGAAACGGUUGUUGAUAUUGCUCCAAAAUGUAUCAAAGGAAUAGAGUUUGGUGCUCUAUCUGAAAAAGAUAUCCUUGCACAAUCAGAAGUUGAAGUUUCCACAAGAGAUUUGUUUGAUUUAGAAAAAGGUAGAACUCCAAAGACCCAUGGUGCUCUAGAUACCCGUAUGGGUAUUUCCUCAAAUUCGUCAGAAUGUUCAGUCUGUCAUGGUAACUUGGCUACUUGUCAUGGUCAUUUUGGGCAUUUGAAGUUAUCAUUACCUGUUUUCCAUGUUGGUUAUUUUAAAGCCACCAUUCAAGUCUUACAAUCCAUUUGUAAAUCAUGUGGUUCAUUGUUAUUGGAUGAAGAAACUAAAAGACAGUUCAGAAAUGAGUUAAGAAGACCUGGUAUUGAUAAUUUGAGAAGAAUGGGUAUACUGAAGAAAAUUUUAGAUCAAUGUAAAAAGCAAAGACGUUGUUUAGAUUGUGGUGCUGUUAACGGUGUUGUUAAAAAAGCAGCCUCAGGUUCAGGUACAGCUUCAUUGAAAAUUGUUCAUGAUACUUUUAGAUGGAUUGGUAAAAAACCAACUUUUGAAAAGGUUGAAUGGGAUAAGGAUCUAGAUACAGCGGUUCAAAAUAAUCCUGAUAUAGAGAGAUUUAUCAAAAGAUCAAUGGAUGAUUUGAAUCCUUUGAAAGUUUUGAAUUUAUUUAAACAAGUGAAACCCGAAGAUUGUGAGUUAUUAGGUAUUGACUCAGGUAGAGGUGGUAGACCAGAGACUUAUAUUUGGAGAUAUCUUCCAGCACCACCUGUUUGUAUUCGUCCAUCUGUUGUUAUGAGUGAUUCUCCAACUUCGAAUGAAGAUGAUUUAACUGUGAAGUUAACUGAAAUUGUUUGGACAAGUUCGUUGAUUAGAGCUGGUAUAGAGAAAGGUAUUUCAAUCAACAAUUUGAUGGAGCAAUGGGAUUAUCUUCAAUUAUCAGUUGCUAUGUAUAUUAAUUCUGAUGCAGCAUCUCCUUCUAUGUUACCAGGUGCGGGUGGUGCUUCUAAAUCAGCUAAACCAAUCAGAGGUUUAUGUCAAAGAUUGAAAGGUAAACAAGGUCGUUUCAGAGGUAAUUUAUCAGGUAAGCGUGUUGACUUUUCUGGUCGUACUGUUAUUUCACCAGAUCCAAAUCUUUCAAUUGAUGAAGUUGCUGUUCCUGAUAGAGUGGCUAAAGUUUUGACAUACCCUGAAAAGUGUACCAGAUACAACAAGGAAAAAUUACAAAACUUGAUUAUGAACGGUCCAACUGUUCAUCCUGGUGCUAAUUAUUUAUUAAAGAAGAAUGAAGAUGCUCGUCGUAACUUGAGAUAUGGUGAUCGUCACAAACUAGCUAAAAAUCUUCAAUAUGGUGAUGUUGUGGAAAGACAUAUAGAGGAUGGUGAUGUUGUUUUAUUCAAUAGACAACCUUCAUUGCAUAGAUUGUCGAUUUUAGCACAUUAUGCUAAGAUCAGACCUUGGAGAACUUUCAGAUUGAAUGAAUGUGUUUGUACACCUUAUAAUGCAGAUUUUGAUGGUGAUGAAAUGAACUUACAUGUUCCUCAAACUGAGGAAGCCAGAGCUGAGGCUAUCAAUUUGAUGGGUGUUAAGAACAAUUUAUUGACUCCAAAAUCUGGUGAACCAAUUAUUGCAGCUACACAAGAUUUUAUUACUGGUUCUUAUUUGAUCUCUCAUAAAGAUUCUUUCUAUGAUAGAGCUUCAUUAACACAGUUAUUAUCUAUGAUGUCUGACGGUGAUUUACAAUUUGAUUUGCCACCACCAGCUAUUCAUAAACCGGUUUAUCUAUGGACUGGUAAACAAGUUUUCAGUCUUUUAAUUAGACCAAACAAGAAGUCACCAGUUAUUAUCAACUUGGAUGCUAAAAAUAAGACUUUCACACCUCCAGCUAAAGGAUUUCCAAAUGAGAUGUCACCAAAUGAUGGGUUUGUUAUCAUUAGAGGUUCAAACAUUUUGAGUGGUGUUAUGGAUAAAUCCACUUUAGGUGAUGGUAAGAAGCAUUCUGUGUUUUAUACUAUAUUGAGAGAUUAUGGCCCUAAGGAAGCAGCACAAGCUAUGAAUAGAAUGGCUAAACUUUGUGCUAGAUUUUUAGGUAACAGAGGGUUCUCCAUUGGUAUCAAUGAUGUUACCCCAGGUACUGAAUUGAAAUUCAAGAAAGAAGAAAUGGUUGAAGCUGCUUAUGUCAAGUGUGAUGAAUUAAUUCAAUUAUAUAACGAUGGUAAGUUGGAAACUCAACCAGGUUGUAAUGAAGAACAAACUUUAGAAGCAAAAAUUGGUGGUUUGUUAUCAAAAGUCAGAGAAGAAGUUGGUGAAGUUUGUAUCAAUGAAUUGGAUAGUUCAAACGCUCCAUUGAUCAUGGCAACCUGUGGUUCUAAAGGUUCUACAUUAAAUGUGUCACAAAUGGUUGCUGUUGUCGGUCAACAAAUUAUUUCAGGUAAUCGUGUUCCAGAUGGUUUCCAAGAUCGUUCAUUACCUCAUUUCCCAAAGAAUUCCAAAACUCCACAAUCCAAAGGAUUCGUUAGAAAUUCCUUUUAUUCAGGUUUGAGUCCUCCUGAAUUUUUAUUCCAUGCUAUUUCUGGUCGUGAAGGUUUAGUUGAUACUGCGGUUAAAACCGCUGAGACUGGUUAUAUGUCUCGUAGAUUGAUGAAAUCAUUAGAAGAUCUAAGUUUACAAUAUGAUAACACUGUUAGAACUUCAAGUAAUGGUAUUGUUCAAUUUACUUACGGUGGUGAUGGUUUAGAUCCUUUCGAUAUGGAAGGUGAUGCUAAACCUGUUAAUUUUGUUAGAACUUGGGACCAUGCUUAUAAUGUUACAUUUACAGUCAAUGAGAAAUCAUUAUUACCAUAUCAAGUUAUGGAGGUUUGUGAAAAAGUUAUACAACCACUUGAGGAGAAAUUGAUCAGAUAUGAUAAUUUGGGUAAAGAAUUACACGGUGAAGAUCGUAACAAGAUUGAAUUUAUUGAUCAAAACGAUGCUAGAAGAGGCUUCUAUAACUCCAUUCGUGAUUUCCUUUACUCAAAAGCUUCUCGUCUUGCAAAAGUUAGAGAACAUAAGAAAUUACACGGUUAUUUGGAAAAACCAACUGAUGAAUUAGCAGAAAUGGAUUUAGAUGAAAGUUCAAGUGAUACUGCAUUGAAUGCUGUUAACCAAUUAUCCAAGAUCACCAAAAAAUGUGUUAAAAAAUUCUUGGAAGUUGCUUUAGUCAAGUAUAGUCGUGCCCAAGUUGAACCAGGUACUGCUGUUGGUGCUAUUGCUGCUCAUUCUAUUGGUGAACCAGGUACUCAAAUGACUUUGAAAACUUUCCAUUUUGCUGGUGUUGCUUCUAUGAAUGUUACACUUGGUGUUCCUCGUAUUAAGGAAAUUAUCAAUGCUUCCAAGGUCAUUUCUACUCCUAUCAUUAAUGCAGUUUUAGUUAACGAUGAAGAUGAAAGAGCGGCAAGAGUGGUUAAAGGUAGAGUUGAAAAGACUUUGUUGUCAGAUGUUGCAUAUUAUAUUCAAGAUGUCUACAAAGAUGAUAUGUCUUCAAUUCAAAUCAAAGUUGAUACCAAAACUAUUGAAAAAUUGCAAUUAGAGCUAACAAUUGAUGAUAUUGCUUUUGCUAUUUCAAAAGCUCCUAAAUUGAAAAUUUCACAAGGUGAUAUCAAUUUAUUACCAGGUAAUAAGAUUCAAAUCAAUGUUCAUACUGGUGAAUCAAAAGCCAAAUCAAUCAGCACAUCAGCCAAAGAGCCACUUGAAAAUGAAUUGUUCUUCAGAAUGCAACAUUUACGUCGUGUUUUACCAUCUGUUGUUGUUAAAGGGUUUUCUGAUAUUUCAAGAGCUGUCAUUAAUAUUCGUGAUGAUGGGAAGAAAGAAUUAUUAGUUGAAGGUUAUGGUCUUCGUGAUGUUAUGUGUACCGAUGGUGUUGUGGGUACAAAGACUAGAACUAAUCAUAUCUUGGAAGUUUUCCAAGUUUUGGGUAUUGAAGCUGCUAGAGGAAGUAUUAUUGGUGAAAUUGAUUAUACCAUGUCCAAGCACGGUAUGAGUGUUGAUCCUCGUCAUAUUCAAUUAUUGGGUGAUGUUAUGUCUUAUAAAGGUGAAGUUCUAGGUAUUACAAGAUUUGGUUUGAGUAAGAUGAGAGAUUCUGUUUUACAAUUGGCAUCAUUUGAAAAAACCACUGAUCAUUUAUUCGAUGCAUCAUUCUAUAUGAAAACAGAUUUGGUUGAAGGUGUUUCUGAAUGUAUUAUCUUGGGUCAAACUAUGUCUAUUGGUACUGGUGCUUUCAAGCUUGUUAAAGAAACGGCUAUUAGUGAAGAAGAUUUGAAACCGAAACCAACACUGUUUGAAGACCUUUGUUCAGUUGCUGUAUCUGCUGCUUGA